Cyprinus carpio (common carp) is the source of this 1953-nucleotide messenger RNA. Its product is annotated as H-2 class I histocompatibility antigen, Q9 alpha chain-like. Gene Ontology annotation, biological process: immune response. NCBI's taxonomy places the organism in Eukaryota, Metazoa, Chordata, Actinopteri, Cypriniformes, Cyprinidae. Gene Ontology annotation, cellular component: external side of plasma membrane. The record is from RefSeq and is a predicted model, not a curated record.
AAGAACGCGACACACUCGUCUCACGGAAAUCCUAAAUAAUUCAACCAAUCCGAUGUCUACUUCGACACUUCUGAAGUGUUUCCUCUUUUGUGUCCUAUAUGCAUCAGACGUUUAGCCAACAGUCCGUGGUCACAGCUCACCAGCUCACAGGCGACAACCGCGGAGUCCGGUACACUUAGUUUCUGAAAGGAAUUAUUUGUCAGUCAAAAGAAAUAAUGCGGCAUGUACUGCUUUUGCUCCUUGGAGCUCAUCUGGCCUAUGCUGGAACGCACUCUCUGAGAUACUUCUACACUGGUGUUUCUGGAAUCAAUGACUUCCCAGAGUUCAUUGCAGUUGGUCUGGUUGAUGAUGAGCAGUUUAUGUACUUUGACAGCAACACAAAGAAAGCUGUGCCAAAGACAGAGUGGAUCAGACAGAAUGUGGGAGAAGAUUACUGGGACAAAGAGGCUCAGAUUGAUAUUAAAGCACAUCAGAUCUUCAAAAUCAACAUCCAGAACAUAAGGGUACACUUCAACCAGUCAGCAGGAGUUCACUCAUGGCAGCUGAUGUACGGCUGUGAGCUGGAUGAUGAUGGCACCAAACGAGGAUACUAUCAGUAUGGUUAUGAUGGAGAGGACUUCCUCAGUCUGGAUAAGAGCACCCUCACCUGGACUGCUGCUAAUCCUCAAGCUGUCCUUACCAAGAACAGAUGGGAGACUAAAGAAAGACAGUUAGCAGAAUACUGGAAAGCUUAUCUGGAGAACACAUGCAUUGAGUGGGUGCAGAAGUAUGUGGCAUAUGGGAAGGACACUCUGGAGAGAAAAGUCUCUCCUCAGGUGUCUCUGCUGCAGAAGUCUUCCUCGUCUUCAGUCAAAUGUCAUGCCACAGGUUUUUUCCCCAGUGGAGUAACAAUCUCCUGGCAGAAAAAUGGACAAGAGCAUCAUGAGGAUGUGUAUCUUGGUGAGCUUCUUCCCAAUGAGGACGGGACCUUUCAGAGGACGAGCACCAUCAGAGUUUCACCUGAUGAGCUGAAGAAUAACCAGUUCAGCUGUGUGGUGGAGCAUCAGGCCGAAACCAUCAGAAGCAUUCUGACAGAUGAUUCUUCAGCUUCUGUCCCCAUCGGCAUCAUUCUUGGUGCUGGUGGUGUCCUCCUGUUGAUUGUCACUGCUGUUGCUGGAUAUAAGAUCUAUCAGAGAAAGAAAGGCUUUAAACCUGUCAAUGCCUCUGAUGAUGGUUCAAACAGCUCAGCUCGUUCAGAUACAAAAACAUGAAGAUGAGAUGUUGACCAGAUGAGUGCAAGAGAUGAAGUAAAAAUGAGCUCAUCCUGCUUGUUUAUAACACACAAACACACACUUUCUCUCUCUCACACACACACAGGAUCAUAGAUUUCAGUGACAGGAUUGGUUUAUAUCAUGGUUCCAUAUUAAUCACAUCUGCAAAAGUUUUUGUUUCAUCACACUUUAUGUUCAUCUUUUGUUUUUCUUUAACUGGAUGAACUUGUUCAUUUUAGGAUGACAUGUUGAUCUCAGAACCUAAUUGUAAAAUGUAUAUAUUUCUCUUUGGUGACAAAACCAGAGAAAGCCAAGAAUACAAAUACUUGAUUUGCAAGUUUGAUUAAUUUGUAGGAUUUGUGAUAUCAGUAUUGAUUGUGAAAAAAGGAGACACUUUUGAAUGUGUGUACAGUCAGUCAUAGUAUAGUAUAGCAGUCAUCUCUUGUGUGUAUGAGAUGUUUCUAGCGAGACUAUUUCUGUAGGAAAUAAAAUAUUAAAUAAAUCAGGGGAAGGCUAACAAGUCAUGGAAAAACUAUCUCCUGCAAACUUAAAAUACUUCUGUACAGUACAGUAAACUAUAGAUAUUUUCCUUGAUUUAAGGUUACUUAAUCUAAAUUAUGUAAAUAUUUUUUAUAUUGAUUGCCUUUAAAACAUUGUAAUCUUAUUUUGAUUCUUUAAAAAUAAACAAACUUUACAAAAAAGG